Molecule: messenger RNA, 3693 nt
Organism: Arctia plantaginis
Lineage: Eukaryota; Metazoa; Arthropoda; Insecta; Lepidoptera; Erebidae
Source: the annotation of a GenBank genome assembly
AUGUCCAAUUUACCACCAAAUCCAUUUAACAAAUUCCCUGGGCCGCCACAAAUGAACGCAAAUACAGGGCCUGCCUUCAAUCAUAAUCAGCCAGUAGGUCAUGUACCACUGAGCCAGUUGCCCCCAGGAUAUGGAGCCAUAAAGCAGGAUGCAAAUUCAAAUAGCCCUCUCCACGCGACGUCAGUGCCCCAGAACAGUGCUCUACAAAAUGUGAACAACUACACACAGAGUGCAAGCAGUUCUCCUGCAUUCAAUCAACCUGGAAUGAUGUCACCUGUGCAAUAUGGACUUCAGUCAUCACCUAUGAGACCACCUAUGUCAGCUGCCCCCAGUUCAUUGUCAAAUCCUCUCCUACCCCAGGCUCCCUUGUCAUCUUCAAGUCCUAGAACUGUAUCUCAUGCCAAUCCUUCCCCCACACCUUACCCGCCUAGCUAUCAACCCCAACAACAAAUUAAUGAUAAUGCUCCACCUCUUAUUCCUUCUAGUCAAAAUCAACCUCUAGUAAGUGGCCCACCUAUGUCCCAUCCAAGGCCUCAAUUAAGCCAACAACCUGGUUCUUCAAGUGUUUAUAGUUCUCAACCAGGAGGCAAGCCACCUGUCAGCUCUAGCCAUGUUCAAGGGAUGUCAAAUUCACCAUAUGGGCCACAAUCAGGUGUUCUUAAUAAGCCUGGACCUCCUGUGACAAGUCAAUCACAUACUCCUUUCUCUACUCCCCCUCUGACUGGCCCCCCUAGACACAGUCCUGCUGUACAUGGGUCGACAGUCAGUGGACCUCCUGUUGGUAUGACAGGCUAUGGUGGGCCUCAAACUGCAGUUCCUCCACAACAAGUUGUAAUGAAUGGACCUCAAGCAGCUGGACCUCGAUCAAUGCCACCAUCAUCUGAAGCACUAAUAGGUCCUCCUAGAACUGGUGGAGGUGGAAUACCCGCUGGACCUGGAGGACUAACAAGUGCAGCACCAAUGGUGCCACCUUUAAGUGUUGCUCCAGCGCAGUCAUAUUCUGGACAGUUUAAAAAUGGACCAUCAGAUCAGCCCAUAAGCCAACCUGGCCCUUCUGGACAUAUGGGACCUUUAAAUACAUAUAGCAGCCAUCAAAAUCAAGUUCAUGUACAUCAGAUCCCACCAACGGGACAGCAAGGACCUCCAAUGGGACAUCAAAUGGGCCCACCGCCGGGGCCUAUUAUUCCUUCUAGUGGGGUUCCUAAGAGCAAUAUGCAGAAUAGAUAUCCACAAAUGGCUCAAGGAAAUUAUGUAAAUAGUCAACAACAACAACAAAUGAUCAUGCAGCAAAAUAUAAUGAAGCAAUUCCCUCAGCAUGGCAGCAGCUCCUAUGGUACUCAAGGUCUAACCCAGCAGAUGGGUCAACUUAGUGUUACAAAACAAGGUUUUGAUCAGUUGUGGGGUCAUCAUAUGGUAGAUCUUCUUCAGUGCAAAAACAUACUGCCCGAGUACCCUGAAGACCCACCAGAGAUCAAACUUGGACAUCAAUUUGCUGAGGCACCUAACUGUAGCCCUGAAAUCUUCAGAUGCACCAUCAACCGGAUACCAGAGACGAAUAAUCUUCUACAGAAGUCAAGACUCCCUCUCGGUAUAUUAAUACAUCCAUUCAAAGAUCUAAAUCACCUCCCAGUGAUACAGUGCACCACGAUAGUUCGCUGUCGCGCCUGUCGAACGUACAUCAAUCCCUUCGUGUACUUCGUCGACGCUAAGCGGUGGAAGUGUAAUCUGUGCUACAGGGUCAAUGACUUGCCAGAAGAGUUCCAAUAUGAUCCAGUAAGCAAGUCCUACGGCGACCCGUCUCGUCGGCCGGAGAUCAAAUCUGCGACCAUCGAGUUCAUUGCCCCCGGGGAGUACAUGCUUCGACCGCCACAACCUGCCGUCUACUUGUUUCUUUUCGACGUCUCGCAAUUAGCUAGGGAUUCGGGUUAUUUACAGGUAGUAUGCGAUACGCUAAAGACAUGUCUAGACGAAUUGCCAGGCGAUGCGCGUACGCAAAUUGGUUUCAUCUGUUACGAUGCGCAUGUGCAUUACUACUUUAUGAGUGAAGGACUCACCCGGCCUAAAGAGAUGACUGUCCUCGAUAUUGACGACGUGUUCCUGCCGUCCCCGGAGGCGCUGCUGGUGAACGUGGGCGAGCGGCGCGAGCUGGUGCGCGAGCUGCUGGGCUCGCUGCCGGCGCGCUACGCGGCGCCCGCCACCGCCGCGGCCACAACCACCACCGCCACCGCGCCCACCGCCGCCUGCGCGCUCGGCGCCGCGCUGCAAGCCGCCUACAAACUCAUGGCGCCCACUGGAGGACGAAUAACAGUAUUCCAGACAUGUUUACCGAACGUUGGCCCUGGAGCACUACAGCCUAGAGAAGACCCUAACGCGCGAUCGUCAAAAGACGUGGCCCACUUGAACCCCGCGACAGACUUCUACAAGCGGCUGGCGUUGGACUGCAGCGGCGCACAGAUCGCCGUCGACCUGUUCCUGCUCAACUCGCAGUACGCAGACCUCGCCACGCUCAGUGGCAUGAGCAAGUUCAGCGCGGGCACGGUGUACCACAUCCCUCUGUUCCGCGCCUCGCGCCAGUGGCAAGUCGAGCAGCUAAACAGAAUGUUAACACGAUAUCUCACUAGGAAGAUCGGCUUCGAGGCUGUCAUGAGAGUACGGUGUACCAGGGGCAUUACAAUCCACACGUUCCACGGCAACUUCUUCGUCCGUUCGACGGACCUGUUGUCGCUGCCCAACGUGUCGCCCGACGCAGGCUUCGGCAUGCAGCUCACCAUCGAGGAGUCGCUUGCCGACCUGCAGCAGGUGUGCUUCCAGGCCGCUUUGUUGUAUACUAGCAGUAAAGGUGAAAGGCGGAUACGAGUGCACACAAUGGCUCUGCCGCUAGCGAGCAAUUUGACUGAUGUCUUGCACGCGGCUGAUCAACAAUGUAUUAUAGGACUACUUAGUAAAAUGGCGGUGGACCGGUGUCAAACGGCUUCGAUGAGCGAGGCUCGAGAAGCGGUGAUGAACGUAGCGGUGGACGCGUUAUCGGCGUUCCGCCUGUCGCAGAACCUGCCCGCCGGACACCUCAGCAGCGCGCUGCACGCGCCCGUCUCGCUCCGGCUACUGCCGCUCUACCUACUCGCACUUCUCAAAAGGAAAGCGUUCCGCACGGGCACGUCGACGCGGCUAGACGACCGCGUGGCGGACAUGUGCGCGCUGAAGUGCUCGGCGCUGGCGCAGCUCAUGCGCGGCGUGUACCCGCAGCUGUACGACAUCAGCGCGCUGGCCAGCCACACGCCCAGCGAACACCUGCCCGACGAGGACUGCGCGCCCGACCCGCCGCAGCUGCAGCUGUCCGCCGAGAGGAUAAACUCGACGGGCGCGUACCUGCUGGACGCGGGCGACAGCAUGAUCGUGUACGUGUGCCACCGCGUCAGCGCGGCGUUCCUGUCGGACACGAUGGGCGUGGCCGCCUUCGCGCAGCUGCCCGACGAAGCUCGCUCCCUGCCGCGCACCGACUCGCCCGGCAACACUCUGCUGCACGACUUCAUCGACAAGCUCAACGACGACCGGCCCUACGCCGCCGACAUACUCGUGCUCAGGGACAACUCACCAAACCGAACGUUAUUCACAGAACGUCUAAUCGAAGACCGAUUGGAGUCCUCAUUCUCGUACUACGAGUUUUUACAACACGUCAAAAAUCAAGUGAAAUGA